Messenger RNA from Myxocyprinus asiaticus (Chinese sucker), 3571 nucleotides. Its product is annotated as inactive dipeptidyl peptidase 10-like. Lineage: Eukaryota; Metazoa; Chordata; Actinopteri; Cypriniformes; Catostomidae. Gene Ontology annotation, molecular function: dipeptidyl-peptidase activity; serine-type peptidase activity. Bases 324 to 2705 code for a protein of 793 amino acids. Gene Ontology annotation, biological process: proteolysis. The record is from RefSeq and is a predicted model, not a curated record. The transcript has 26 exons.
UCGAGCGCAGCGUCAGUCCGUCGUCGUGUCUCUUUUCACCAUUUUUUAAUUUCUGACAGUUGAAUUUCGACAGAUUUCUGAAUCUGAACACAUCGAUCCGAACGCUAAUUAUCAAUCACGCUCGCGCGCUGCUGCGGUGGAAUGCCAAUAACGCUCCGCGCGCUCCUCAACGGACACGGACGGAGAUCACGCGCAGAGUCCCGAUUUAACGAUUCUGUGAUCCAGAAAAAGGCGUCAGAGGAAGCAUACACCAUCAGAUUAUCUGGGUUGGAUAUUUUUAUGCUCUCUCCUUCAGUCGGUGGAGUCUGAAGCGAGUUUUAAUCAUGACGGCCACUAAAGAGCAGCAGAACCAGAGAGCGAAUCCGCAGGACGAGGAUCUGGGUGGCAUGAGUCCUCCUCAGAGGAACUGGAAGGGGAUUGCUAUCGCUCUACUGGUCAUACUGGUGGUCUGUUCUCUCAUCACCAUGUCUGUGAUCCUGCUGACUCCAGCGGACACGCUGCCCGGUAGUGACACCAAACUGACGGUGGAGGAUCUUUUCAGCAGCGAUUUCCACGUGCAUGACCCUGAAGCGCGCUGGAUCAACGAAUCUGAAGUUAUCUACAGAAAUCACAACGGACACGUGAUCUGGUCUAACAUCCUCACAAACGAAACAGAGAUUGUGCUGAAAAACACCACGUUUGAUGCAUUUAAAGCCACCAGAUACUCCAUCAGCCCCGACAUGAAGUAUGUGCUUUUUGCCUACAAUGUCAAACAGGUUUACCGGCAUUCAUUCACUGCGUCCUACAUUAUUUACAACAUUCACACCAGGGAAGUUUGGGAGUUGGAUCCUCCAGAAGUGUUGAACUCUAAACUUCAGCACGCUGCGUGGGGCGUUCAGGGGAAUCAGCUGGUGUAUAUAUUUGAGAAUAAUAUUUAUUAUCAGUCAGACGUGAGGAGUAACUCUCUCAGACUGACAUCAUCAGGGAAGGAGGGUGUGGUCUAUAACGGCAUUGCUGAUUGGCUCUAUGAAGAGGAGGUCCUACACACUCAUGUAGCGCACUGGUGGUCACCUGACGGGGAGCGUUUGGCAUUUCUGGUCCUGAAUGAUAGUAUGGUGCCAAACAUGGUGUUGCCCACUUUCACCGGCUCUACUUACCCAAAGGGCAGACAGUACCCAUACCCGAAGGCAGGGCAGCCCAAUCCAAUGGUGAAACUGUAUGUAGUGAAUUUGUAUGGACCGACACACACUCUAGAACUCACACCACCUGACGAACUCAAACUCAGGGAGCACUAUGUAGUGAUGGUGAAGUGGAUCAGUAAGACUAAAACAGCAGUGCGCUGGUUAAACAGACUUCAAAACACCUCUGUUCUCACUGUGUGUGACUCCACCACUGGAGCCUGUGUCAAGAGGCAUGAGGAAACGUCCGAGGUUUGGCUGUCCAGACAGAACCAGGAACCGUUCUUCUCACGAGACAGCAGCCGAUUCUUCCUGACAGUUCCAGUGAAGCAGGGUGGACGAGGAGACUUUCACCAUGUGGCCAUGUUCACCUCUCAGGUGCGUACGGAUCAGAAUGAGGUGCGUCAUCUAACAUCAGGUAACUGGGAAGUUACAGAGAUUCUGGCGUACGAUGAGAACGCCCAGAGCAUAUAUUUCCUGAGUACUGAAGGUUCGCCCAGACAAAGACAUCUCUACAGCGUUUCAACAGUGGGGUUGUUUCCACGGCGAUGUCUGACCUGUGAGCUCAAUAAAGCUCACUGCACAUUCUUCAGUGCCGUUUUCAGCCCCUCAAAUCAACAUGUCAUACUGCACUGCAAAGGUCCUGGAGCCCCAACAGUGAUCAUGCACACAUUAAAUACGGCCAAUUAUUAUAUCCUGGAGAAUAACUCUCUGCUCAAAGCUGCUCUCAGAUACAAGAGAAUCCAGCUGACAGAGUUUAGAAGCAUCCAGACGGAUCACUUUGAGCUUCCGCUGAAGAUCAAUUAUCCACCUGAUUUCUCUGAGUCCCGCCAGUACGCCCUACUGUUGAUGAUUGACAGCGCCCCCGGUGGCCAGCAGGUGAACGAGCGGUACUCAGUGGACUGGGACUCUGUGUUGGUCAGCUCUGAUAAUGUCAUUACGGCUCAUCUGGACGGAAGAGGAAGUGGAUUCCAGGGCCAGAAGAUUCUACAGGAAGUGCACAAGCGUCUGGGAGCGUUCGAGGUCCAGGAUCAGCUCGCUGCUGUCGAGUACCUGCUGAAACUGCCUUACAUCGACCGCAACAGGAUCGGUGUGUUUGGUCAGGCUUAUGGAGGUUAUGUGGCACUUCAGCUCAUUAAAUCUUCUGAGAAUGUGUUUAAUUGUGCCGCAGCUCUGUCACCUGUGACGGACUGGAGUUUAUAUGCCUCAGCUUUCUCUGAGCGUUAUCUGGGGUUUCCUCUUCAGGACGACAGCAGAUAUCAGUUUUCUAGCGUGCUGCAGAAUCCGCAGGGCUUCAGAGAGCAGACGCUCAUGCUGCUGCAUGCCACUGCAGAUGCAAACGUUCAUUUUCAGCACACAGCUGAACUCAUCAAGAACCUGGUGAAGGUCGGAGCAAACUACACCCUACAGAUUUAUCCAGAUGAGGGUCACUUCCUGUCUAAGAGCAGCAAGCGGCACCUGGCGGCAACACUGAGCAGCUACUUCAGAUCCUGUCUGCAGGAGGAAAUGCUUCCCAUAAGUGAGGAAGAGGAAGAGGAAGAAGAGUAGAGUGAAGAUGACAUGCAGCACACAAACACACACCACAAUACACACACAAUGGGACAAGAAACACACUGGAUGUCAAGACAAACAAGUAUAAUCAGAACCAUUAUACACACACACACACACGUACUGAUACCUUCCACUCUGAGAGAGAGAGAGAGAGAGAGAGAGAGAGUACAUGUAUAUAUGCAUGUAUGUAACAGUUAUGAUGGAUGUGCAUUAGAGUGCGUGAGUGUGUGUGUGUUUGGUCAGUGGAUUAGUGUUGCUGGAAAUGGAUUUGAUCAGCAAGACAAACGUGAAAUAUUUCACAUAUCAAAAAUCCCUGAGAACUCCCACUGGACUCUUCUUUGAUUGGCUCAUGUGUCAGCCAAUCACAGCACAGAGUGCUCCAGUCAGCCACUGCAUGGUAUUUUGCUUUGCUUCACUUUCUGUCUGUCAGUAUAUGUUGUAGCAUUCAGGCGGAGUGCUGCAGUCCUAUAGUUACUUCACAGGAAAGGCUUAUCGUCUCCAUAACAACCAUUCGCUGGGAAGAGCUGUAUUCCGUCCGUCGAAACCUCACGGUUCUGCUUGAAGUCUGUCAGGUGUCAGAAACACACACGUGCACGAUACUGACUGAUAAGAAAAGAACAUUCUGGGUGCUGUACAGAAGAGUGUGUGUAAACGUAUAUUUUUACGCUCAUCAGAUCUCAUGUCAGCUUAGAGAUGAUCACAGGAUGAAACCAGUCACUGAAUGUUUUUGAUUAGUUUAUUUGUCUCAGGGGGGCUUUUAUAAUGCUUAUUGUUUAGUUUUGCUGUGGGGUGGGUGGGGGUUGGAUUGAUAGUUAUUGUCCUCUAGUUAUGACAAUUACCACUAUAAAUAAACAACUUCUCAA